GCACUUCGACCAGCUUCUCUUGCUCUGGUCUGUUCAUCCUUGACAAGGUCUAGUAGUGGAUCAGUGGCAUAGGGCAUGCGAGCUUACUGUGCUUCCACGGAUGUAACAUUCCUUCAGCUUCCAAAACCUGUCGCCUUCAGGGUUCGUUUGGUACACUUCUCGCAAGGUGAUGUUCAUGAAGUUGUCACAGUUGACAAGAUGUCCGUUGAAGGUCUCCCCAUUCUUCAACUCGACUAACUGUUGCAGAUUUCGGAUGAGAAAGUUGUAUAAUGGGUGUAUAACUUGGAAGUUGACAUCACCAUUGGUUUAUUUUGGGCGGCAUUGAGGAGAGAUAAGGGCAACUACGUAUCGUCGUCAAAUUGGCACAAUCUCAUACAGAAUAUUUCGCUCUUACCAUUCUGAUACGCUAUUCGAUAUGUAGGCGCAACAAUGGUGUAGGAAACAAGAAUUGAGGCCGCGAGGUAAACGCGCCAGAUGAGGAAUUCUAACCGAACCGAGCCUAUCGGUUCGACUGUAACUGUAUUGUAUCCGAUUAUUACCUCCUCUUCGUCUCCCUUCGCAGACUCACUUCAUAGUGCCGAAGCCACUCAUUAUUCGUCCCCAACACGCUGUCAUCUCUACGCAGCUUUCCCUUAUGAAGCCGCGACCAGAUGACCAUGGCGCAGCAAUCGUUCAGUACGCAUAGCUAGGCAUAGGCGUCCAACAUAAGCUGCGGACCACGUGAAACAAUGAGAUAUAGUCAAACUCGGCGACAAGCUGACGUUUGGUUUUGUCGUUGGGACCCACACCGACUCUACGCUCUAUCGUACGGGGUUGACUAGCUUCGCACAAUGAUUUUGCCAGACGAUACUCCCCCGUCGCCAAGUAAAGUGCGACCGUCACAGUUACCAGUCGAUCGCUCUGAGCCUCAGGCACAAGCACCUCCUCCUGCAUACCCUGGUUAUUCGUCCUACCAAGCAAAUCAACCUCUCUAUGGCGAACCUUCAACGCUUCCACUACAUACUAGACGUGAACGUGUAAAGUCUGCGCGACGGAGGUUCUUGCAGGCUUUCGCCUUCGCUGUGUUGAUUUAUUUCCUUGUUGGCACCUUUAUCAGUUCGUUGUUUGGUCUCUCGAGACACGGAAGGUGGUUUAACGUUGACAAACCUCAACAGGAAUUGGAAGAUUACCUACCCUCAGGUCCUAAGCCAGAGGAUGGCCGGCAGGAGCGUUGUGUCAAGAGCGUUCAAGACUGGGAACGAGUCGGAAAUGGCUACAUCAUGACAAGCUUUGGCUUGCCUUUAUCCGCGGAUGCAUUGUACCUAUUCACUCGAGGUUCUCUGUCCGCCGGUACGAUCACCGUCAUGAGCGACCGCAACCUUAACAACAAGUCGGACAUGAUCGUUGACAUUGUUGCUUCUCCUUUCGACUCAACGCAUCUCAACAUUCUGACUAUCUGCUCGCUUGAAAAAGGUCCGGGACAGAGGGGCAUUGGUAUAUUUACACCCCAACGCCUUCGGCUUAACAGAGGGGCUAAGUUCCACCUUGCAAUCACUCUUCGCAUCCCAAGCUCAUCCUCCCGAGAACCGCUUCACAUACAGUCAUUGGAGACUAGCGUGCACGAUUUCCUCAUUAGAAUGACAGAUCUAGUCCCGACUGUGCUGUUUGACUCUUUGUCGCUCAGGACAACGAAUUCUGCCAUCAUUGCAAAGGGCGGACUUUCUGCCGAGAAUGCCACCCUCCAGACUAGCAAUGCUGCAAUUGACGGCGUCUUCACGACCUCUAGUUCACUCGAGUUAAUCACAACCAACCACCCCAUCGAGGCUACCGUCACUAUGUUCAAUCUCGACUACUCUAUCCCUACUCGACUUUGGAUCAAGACAACGAAUGGCCACCUGGGGUCCUCCAUUUACCUGCUAUCUAAUGAUGGAAGGGGUGGCAACUUCGAUGUCGUCGCGGAGACGACGAAUGAUCCUCUAUCAAUCACAUUUCCCACACAGCCGAUCGACUCCGCUCUUCACCUACAGGCCCGUACUAAAAACUCCUUAGCGAGUGUCAACCUGCACCGAUCGUUUGAAGGCGACUUCAGCGUCAGAUCGACCAAUGCAAGACAAAUAGUGGAAGCUGAUGAGAAUGCCGAGGAUCCAGAUAACAACCGUCGCGGGAAAAGGCAUGUUGAGAUGAAGAAAUCACGGAAUGUUAUAGAUGGCAGUGUGGUGUGGUUGGGGGACGGUGACACCCCGAGAGCUGGGAAGGGGCGAGUGGACGUCAGGACAACGAACGGGCCUGCCAUGUUGAGGCUCAUGUGAAGUGCGUAUAUCUCCACAAAUCACUUGAUUCAUUUCUUUUGUCUGUCUACGUAUAUUUUUAUGUGUACUAUAUAGGCGGGAUGUACUCGUAUACUAGGUUCUUGCCAGUCAACAUUCAAAUUCGAAUUCAACUUGAAAUGCAAAUCCUUUGUUUGGCCUUGUUGUCCAAGAUCCUCCAAUGAUUUACUUGUUUUAGUACAACCGCAUACUCAGAUGGCUUGCAUUGCAGGCCGCAAGUAAUGACCUAAUGGCAUAUGAUAGCACCCCCCGCUCAGCAGAUAUCAACACCUUCCUCCAUGACCUUCAUUUGGCUCUCGUCCUUCCAAACAUGUUAUCAUAACCCUAAGUCAGCUUCUUGUCCGAACUCGGAAAGGGAUGACUCCGUUUUCCUAGA
Somion occarium is the source of this 2682-nucleotide messenger RNA. Lineage: Eukaryota; Fungi; Basidiomycota; Agaricomycetes; Polyporales; Cerrenaceae. The record is from the annotation of a GenBank genome assembly.